AUGGACACGUUAGACAUCCCAGAACCCCAAGUACUCGUGCACUAUCCCAAUGACGAGGGAGGCAUGUUCUGGCAUCACCGUAUUCUAGUGAAGAAGAUCACGGCGGGGGUGUGGAUUGCGAUUACCCCCGACUUAGAGCUUGUGCGUCACAACCUCUUAGAGCAGCGCCACCUCGUCCUGGAGCGCAAUUCCAUGUUCCCUGCGAAUCGUCGGGGCGAGGUGUAUGGAUUCGACCCUGUGCCUCGAGCUGAGAUUCUGGCUCUGAAAAGGCAGGCUGCAGUUCAGGCAGCAAUGUUGGGCGACGGCGACCAUGACGUUGAGAUGGAGAACUUCGUUUGGGUCGUCGCAGAGGUAGGCCAUUCACGGUUCGCCCAGCCCCUGGUCGAUGCAGAGUUAGACCAGGCUUCCUUGGGGCAGUCCAAGGGCGUGGCGUUGGUGAGUGGCCUCGAAGUGUUCAUAGAGAAGGUUCAGAGCAAUCAGUUGCAAGAGUGGAUGACCUCACGCAGCUCGGAGGGUGGAGACCUACGCACUUUGGGUGACCACCGGGACUCCGCAGGCCGCCGUCAUCUGCCACUUUCAGACGCUAUAUCCCUGAUGCGGGAGACGAGCUUCGACGAUUGGGCCAUGCCUGGACCGCGGGUCGCCAAGGAGUGGCUUGUUUCAGUUCGGGAUGGCCCUGGAGAUCUUUCUUCUUAUCACGGACAGUGGGUUCGCCGUUCGGGAGUCAGCGAAUCCUCAGCGGUGGCCCACAUUCAUGACGUGCUGUGCGAGUCGGUGCGGCUGGCCAUUCAGACAGACCAGCUCGACGUGACGAACUUGUUGAGUUUCGAACUCAUCAUGCGCAGGAUCUGCCAGGAUGAGACCGCGGUGGCUCGCAACCCUCGCCGUCCUGACUACGGUGGGCUGGAGGUUUUGCUUCGCGCUCCGACCACCGAGCAAUGCCAGGCGAGCACGAACAAGUUCACGGAGUGGGUCACGGGCCGUCUCAAGGAGCAGGCCGCGAUCUACAAGCAGACUCGGUUGUGGAACGAGGAGCAGCGGGCCAUGCAGAACUCUCGUGCCCCUGCAGACUCAGCUGGGGCCCUUGCGGACCUCGACCUCUCCGUGGGUGGCGAGUCCGUCGACGGGGUCGGCAGUGUGAUAGGCUGGGGCCCCCGCGGGAACGAGGCCGAUGUCGAGGACUGUUUCUACAACUUCGCCAUCGAUGGCUUGGCGGAGUGGUUCGGUUUCGACGACCCGCUGCCCGCCGCCGAGAUCAGGGACACGUGCGGCGUCAACGUCGGGGCGUUCUGGGACCCCGAGCUGAACACGAUGGUCUCCGUGGAGGACGACAUGGUCUUGUAUCCGUGCAUGCGCGCUAUGUGCAUGGGGUGGUCCUGGGCUCUGUACUUUGCGCAGGAGGCUGUGUCCGCUAUGACAGAGCGGGCGCUGCGCUCGUCGUCUCUACCGACGCCUGCCAUGGUGAAGGAGCAUCAUCCCGCCCCCGACUUGAAUGAGUCUAAGGUCAUGGGAAGCGUCUACGUGGACAACAUCACCGUCUUCGGCACGGGCGCUUCUCUGGCUCGUGAGGCGAGCUCCGGCCUGCAGGCCGAAGCUGACCGAUCUGGUUUGCCUAUCACGUGGUCCUACCCUGAUGUGGUGACCCACCUCGAGACCGUGGGUGUUGAGAUCGACCUCAGGAAGGGGAAGCUUCGCAACAAGGCCUCCCGAGUGUGGCGUUUUGACUUGGCCACCCGCGCUCUCCUGCGUCGUGGCAAGACGCGAGGAGAGCACAUGGAGGUCUGGCUGGGCCACGCUGUAUCGCUCCUGAUGCUGGCCAGGCCCGGGUACGCCGCGCUUUCAGCCACGCACCGGUUCGCCGAGACCGCUUGGGGCGUUCGGGCUCCUCUGCCGCGCGAGGUCAUGCACGAGAUGAGGUUGGUUGCUGGGCUGGUCUGGCUCGCUGAGGUCGACCUGGCGGCGCCCUGCGUGCCGCGCGUCUACGCCAGCGACUCCGCUGACAACGGGCACGGCCUGAUGUACAAGAAGGCCACGGUCGAGAAGAUGCAGUCGGCCUUCCGCUGGAAGGAGAAGUGGAGCUUCAGGCAGCACCUCCGUGGCCCCCGCGUUGGUUUGACUUCGGCCGCCGAUGUCGCUGAGAUGGGCGGCUACAGAGAAGCAGACGAGACGCAGCUGGAUCACGAGGUGGAGCCCCGUUGCCGCUCAUCCGAGCCGAACGCUGGCUCCGCCCCUGCCGCGGCCUUCGGCCAGUGGCUGCAGAGCAAGGCCGAGGAGGGCUCUGCCCUCGACGGACCUCGUCGGCCUCGCCCUCGGCGUCUGCGACGGCGCCCAGCCGACCCUGACGAUCCCGACGCCGAGUGCCUCGGUCAGGUUGGCCCCCUGGCGCCGCCGCUGCCCGCCUCCUGGUUCGACUCGGAGGGCUUCGAGCUGGUGGCAGCAAGGCGCUGGCGCUGGCCUGGAGAGCACAUCAAUGUGAAGGAGACCCGUGCUGCAGUGAUGGGGCUGCGGCAUGCCUGUUGCGUCCGCCAGAAUUGCGGACGCCGCCUAGUUUCUCUCGUGGACUCCAUUGUAUGUGUUGGCUGCCUGGACAAGGGGCGGUCCAGCCGCUCAGCAGCUUUGAACGCACAGUGCCGGCGAGCCGCGGCCUACGCAAUCGGUUGUAGAGUGCGUUGGAGGCUGCGGUAUGUCAACACAACGUUUAACGUGGCCGACGCUCCAUCUCGUCGGUUCGAGCACAACUCCCCCGACAAAGGAAAUCGAAGCCUCUCUGCGUCGAGUGUCCCGUCCGCCUUCUACUUCGACACCUUCGGUGACCAGUCGGGCCAGGGUUUCUUGGGGCUGUUCUCGGGCGAGGGUGGGCUCUCCAAGGCGUUCGAGGAGCUCGGCCUGUCUACUUGCCCCUGCAUGGACAUCAAAGAUGGGGCUCACUAUGACCUCCUGGACCCGAAGGCGGCUCAGGCCCGCCUGACGGCGGGGACCUGGAGGCCCGGCUUCGCGAUGCUGCGCGACGGCCGGCUUCGCGCGCCCGGGAUCGCCUCCGACCAGCUCGGCAGCGGCUUCAAGCGGAGCCUGACCUCGGGCUCGCUGGCGCCAUCGACUCAGCCGACCUCGAGAGCAGGUUUGACCACCUGCGGCCUUUCAUCAUCUUCGGUCAGGACUCCAACCUCGAAGCAGCAAGGAAGCAGGCAGCCCGCUCGAGGAAAGGCCCGAAAGGUCGCUGGCCGCCGCUCCCGCGUCUCUAGUUUCGUGGAGGCGAUCAAGGGCCGCAACCUGAGCUUCGGGCCGGCGGCGCCAGUCCCUGUGGAUGGAGGUGUUGCCCGUUUCGGCUCGAUCACCUCGACGUCGCUGGAGCGAUAUGGGACUGCCGUUCAUGACCUCAGACAAGCCCCAGAGUCCGUUAUCGAUCAGAAAAUGUGCAAGUACUUCGAUGUCCUCAUGAGUGAUGCUCGACAUGCCGCUGAGGGACGGUACACACUCUGGGGGUAUCUGACCUUCUUCCCACGGCCGGACAUCGCCAAGUCCGCCCGCCUCGCGAUGGCUCGUGAGGCGAUGAAGGGCUGGGUCCGCAGGUUCCCUGGCUCCUCACGACAUCCGUGGCCGCUCUCAGUCUUCUAUUUGUUCAUGAGUGUCUUCCUGAAAGACAAUCACACCGAGGCUGCCGUGGCCCUGGCCAUCCAACCAGACGCCUACCUGAGACCUUCUGAGAUAUGCGAACUGCGGUGGUGCUCCGUGGUUCAGCCCUCGAAGCUCUCAUCUUCAUUGUCAAGAAACAAGUGGGCUGUUGUCAUCGGUAACUCAGACCUCGGUGAGACCACAAAGACUGGUGAGAGCGAUGACACUGUAGUUCUCGACUCUAUCGGCCGUGAGUGGGUGGGCUCCGUGCUUCAGAUGUGGGCUAGGCGCCAUAAGUCUGACACCUUCUGA
Messenger RNA from Prorocentrum cordatum, 3924 nucleotides. NCBI's taxonomy places the organism in Eukaryota, Dinophyceae, Prorocentrales, Prorocentraceae. The record is from the annotation of a GenBank genome assembly.